UAGUCUGUUCGUUUCCCUGAACUUUUCAAUUUCUUUAAGUUGUGAGCCUGACAGGGACGAGUCUUUUGAUUUCGAGACUUUCGACUUACGUCAUAACGUCUUAUCAAAAGCCUUUAGCAUUUCUUCUCUAGCGGUCAUGUAAUAAGAGGUGUAUCAAUUACACAAGCCAGUCACAGAGCUAUAGAGUGGCGAUAUCAACAUUAGCAAUCUGCGGAAAUUUACUUCGGAAAACAGAUCCGGGAAAGGAAUCCAAUGAAGGAAAAAUGGUUUCAAACGUACUGUGGAAAAUACUGAUUGUUUUCUCUUGUUUGGUUAUGAUGACUUCAGCUUUGCCAGAAAGUUACCAGAAUUUUAGCAAAUGUUACCCUGGGAAACGAAUCAGUCACAAAAACAUUGCUGGGCAAAUUAAGAUGUUAAUUUGCGCAGGAGAAAAAGACGGUGUCCAAGACUGGCAAUAUACUGAUGGUUCUUCAACAUUGGGCGAGGAGUUCAACCCAGCCAAAGAUUGUCCUGAAAUUGUUGAUUAUUUGCCUGAAGCUAAGGAUGGAUUUUAUUGGAUUUCCUUCGACAACAAAACUAAGCAUAAGCUUUGGUGUGAUGUAAAUACAGACGGUGGGGGGUUUACCUUAGUUGGAAUGACGGACAGUCCUGUAACGUGGACAAUACCAACCAACUCUACCCCAGUUGAUCCUAAAGGACCCCCUCAUUGGUCUAGCGAACUUGGUGAUCUACAAAUACUCGAUUUCAGAGUUCAGAUUUCUUCGGACAAUACUUUUGAAGGGACCAAGGCACAUUGGUUUUAUCGCCUAAACCAGAAGCGUCAACUUGGGAAUAUUCUCAUAAACGACGUAUCAACUGGUUGUUCCAUGAAUAAUCCUGGAAUUGGGGAUAUCAAAUAUGUCAAGGACGUUCAAAGCGGUUCUAUCAUUACGACUAAUUUCAAAUGUUCCAUAUUUGGACCUCACACUCACAGUAAUUUAGGAUGGGGAAGAAUGAACAAUUGUCUUCGUAAUACUUGCCAGAAUGGUUAUGGUGUGAUUCCCGGGUUUUUGUUUGAAUAUACCGAAUUUGGUUCAUUCAGUUACAGCGCCGUGUCGACUUCAACUGGCAUGCGACGUAAUUCCACAGCCUUUCUUGGAUGCGAUAAUGGGAAAUGUUGCGGAUGUUUUGGUCCUAAAGGUGGAAGACAAAACUACUGUGGUCCUGGAUGUACUGCAAUUAAUGGUGGAACGGUAAUGAAGAAUGUUUUUGUUUGGUUUUGGGUGAGAAACAGAAUGCCAGAAAGACUUUGGAAAAGAUGUAUGGAGUUCAAAAUGAAGAACUCCGUUGACACAUUUGAGAAAUAUUUUAUUGAUCCGAGAACUGGUACAGCACACAAGGGUUCCUGUUCAGCACAAUUUAAGAGAUUUUUUAACGAAGGUACAUUGACGGUAGCUGACGAAGAUAGUUUAGAGAAGAUCCUAAAUGUUCCUGGUCUUCUCUCGUAUCGUGAAGAUAAUCAACAACUUUACGUCAAUAAUGGAUCAGAGUGGCAGUCUUUGGCUUAUGAAGAUGAGAUUCGAAAAUUACAGCAGGAAGUUAGAAAUCAAGAAACCAGGAACAACAAUCAACAAAGUGCAAUUCAAAAUCUUCAAACAACAAACAAAAAUCAACAAAGUGCAAUCCAAAAUCAUGAGAGCACCAUCCGAAUCCUUCAAACGAAAAAUCAAAAUCAAGAACGAAUUAUCCAAACUCUUGAAAAAACGAUUGAAACUCUGGGAAACUUGAUAAAAAAGUUAGAAAAAGGUUUACAAGCUUUUCAGUCUUGUUCAAUAUUACGACAAACGAGGCCUACAGCCGAUAGUGGAACGUAUUUGGUGAAUCCCAUUCAAGGCGUUUUAGUUUCAGUAUUUUGUGACAUGACUUCAAAGAAUGGUGUUGGUGUGACAGUGAUUGGACAUGACAGUGAAUCAAGAACAUUUGUGGACGGAUAUGAUCCUGCAGGUUCUUACAUCAAAACCGUAAAAUAUGAAAUUUCCAUGGAGCAGGUAAUUGCCAUUACGACACAGUCCGCGAAUUGUGAACAGUUUAUAAAAUACGAAUGUUAUCAUAGCCUUAUCUGGUACAGCUCCACAAAGGCAUAUUAUGCAUGGUGGGUAUCACGUCAAGGUUCAAAGAUGAAUUACUGGGGUGGAGCGGCAGUCGACAGUGGAAAAUGUGCCUGUGGAAUGAACAACAGCUGUGCAGGUGGAAAAAAAUGUAAUUGUGACAAGAAUGAUGCAACAUGGCGUGAAGACAGUGGAUAUCUGACAGACAAGAACACGCUUCCUGUUACUCAACUGAGAUUUGGCGAUACAGGUAUACGUGACGGUGUAGAUGAGCGUGGUUAUCAUACACUGGGAAAAUUACGUUGUUGGGGUUAAGAGAUGGAACGCUAAGCCGCGUGUGACUGCUGUGCCUUCGCAAUUGACUUCAUUCAUCUAAGUUCGACUGUUGUAAAACUUAAUCACUGUGAUGUUUAAAUCAUUGUCUGCGCGUUUCAUGCAGAGAUAAUGUGACAAAAACAACGAAAAAAUUCCUCUCCACGCGAAAAAUUCUGCCUUAGGCUUAGCGACAACAGCGAGUUUGGAGUAGAUGUAGGUGAUGAUGACUAAGCCGGUCUCCGAAUUCAGAAAAAAAUCACUCUUAUGAUUAGAUUAGACAGAAAAGUUCCUUUAAACACAAUUAUCCUUUGUUUUUUUACUUGUGAGAUUAACAGG
Messenger RNA from Dendronephthya gigantea, 2738 nucleotides. RefSeq lists its product as uncharacterized. Lineage: Eukaryota; Metazoa; Cnidaria; Anthozoa; Malacalcyonacea; Nephtheidae. The record is from RefSeq and is a predicted model, not a curated record. Bases 264 to 2402 code for a protein of 712 amino acids. The transcript is spliced from 13 exons.